AUGGCCUUCCAGGGUAGUGACUCCUCGGGCCUCUUGGUCUGGUUUCUGCUGUUUCAGACGCGACUGGGCGAGCCCCGGAUGGUUCCAGGGACACUAUCUCUUUUUCCUCUCCCCUCGGAGGACGGCCUCGAUGAGCCGGGCAUAAACCUACAGGAGAGGCCUGUUACGGGGACGCCUGAGACCUCGCUGGCCCCCAGGCCUGGGGGCAGUUUGGUGUCCCCUGAUUCGGCGGCACUUACUCCGGGUCACUCUUUUUCAAAGAAAGCAUAUCCACCAUUUGUUCCUGCCCUUUCAGCUUGUGGCCACAGAACUGCAAGGAUAGUUGGUGGACAGCCUGCGGCAGAGAGUAAGUGGCCCUGGCAGGUGAGCCUGCAGGCCGACAAGAAGCACAUCUGCGGUGGGUCCCUCAUCAGCAAAUGGUGGGUGAUGACAGCAGCCCACUGUGUAUACGGUCAUCUGAAUUACGAAGUGAAGUUGGGACAGGUUGACCUGUGGUCCUCAAAGUCAGUCAAGAUCCCAGUCCAAGACAUCAUUGUCCACCAGGAUUAUUCUGUCAUGGGGAUGAUUGUACAUGACAUUGCCCUUGCUCUGCUGGCCUUCCCUGUGAAUUAUAGUGCCUACAUCCAGCCCGUGUGCCUUCCCAGAAAGUCUUUCUUGGUAGAGGCUGGGACCCUGUGCUGGGUGACCGGAUGGGGCAAAGUCAUGGAACAAGGUAGCUCGUCAAGAUGGCUUCAGGAGGUUGAGCUAAUCAUUAUGCGUCAUGAGGAUUGUAAUCAUAUUCUCAAGGACAACACAGGAAAAAUAUUUUCGAUAGUCCAGGAAGGGACAAUCUGUGGCUACAGUGAGAAAGGAGGAGACGCCUGCCAGGGAGAUUCUGGGGGGCCCUUUGUCUGUGAAAUUAAUAAAACCUGGGUGCAGGUGGGGAUCGUGAGCUGGGGCAUCGGCUGUGGUCGACUUGGAUUUCCCGGCAUUUAUACCGAAGUGAGUUACUACAGGGACUGGAUCCUCAGCCAUCUGAGCCGCGCUGCAGGUCGGAGCUCGCCAGGCUUCCUCCUCUUAAGCAUGUGUGCGGUGCUUCAGCUGGGCCUCCUGGUGACACCAUGA
Psammomys obesus (fat sand rat) is the source of this 1104-nucleotide messenger RNA. Its product is annotated as serine protease 44-like. NCBI's taxonomy places the organism in Eukaryota, Metazoa, Chordata, Mammalia, Rodentia, Muridae. The transcript is spliced from 5 exons. The coding region runs from base 1 to 1104 and encodes 367 amino acids. Gene Ontology annotation, molecular function: serine-type endopeptidase activity. The record is from RefSeq and is a predicted model, not a curated record. Gene Ontology annotation, biological process: proteolysis.